This is a messenger RNA of Sparassis crispa, 585 nucleotides long. RefSeq lists its product as hypothetical. The record is from RefSeq and is a predicted model, not a curated record. NCBI's taxonomy places the organism in Eukaryota, Fungi, Basidiomycota, Agaricomycetes, Polyporales, Sparassidaceae. The coding region runs from base 1 to 585 and encodes 194 amino acids. The transcript has a single exon.
AUGGAUUUACGCUCCGGAUAUAACAACGUUAGAGUCAAAGAUGGUGACCAAUGGAAGGGCGCAUUUAAGACAAAUCGCGAACUUUUCGAACCUAUGGUCAUGUUCUUUGGACUCUGCAACUCCCCGGCGACUUUCCAAAUGAUGAUGAAUGCACUCUUCGAAGACAUGAUCGAUGAAGGAUGGAUAGUCAUUUACAUGGAUGAUAUCCUCAUCUUCUCGAACAAUUUGGAAGAACAUCGCAUCCGAACCCGACGCGUACUCCAACGACUCAAAGACAGCAACCUAUUUAUUAAAUCGGAAAAGUGCUUCUUUGACGUUAAGGAAGUCGAAUUCCUAGGCAUGAUCAUUCGAGAAAACUACAUCGGCAUGGACCCUAUCAAACUUAAAGGAAUUGCGGAAUGGCCUAAACCAAGCACGGUAAAAGGUGUUCACUCUUUCCUCGGGUUUGGAAACUUCUACCAAAAAUUCAUUGCCAACUUCUCGGAUAUUGCCAAACCAUUGACGAACCUUACGCGUACUGCUGCUAGAUCUCCACCUUUUGAAUGGACAACGGAAUGUCAGACAGCUUUUGAUACAUUGAAAUGA